This is a messenger RNA of Schistosoma rodhaini, 4608 nucleotides long. The record is from the annotation of a GenBank genome assembly. NCBI's taxonomy places the organism in Eukaryota, Metazoa, Platyhelminthes, Trematoda, Strigeidida, Schistosomatidae.
AACCAAUCAGAAAAGAGUAUUGAUCAGUUUCAAGGUUGUUGAUUGGAUGACAUGUCUAUGCUACUAAAAAUCCAAAAUCAAUUUAGCUCUAUAUAGGAUAGACAGACUGAUCCAUUAAAACUUUCCAGUAGACCUAGGUUAGUUAGCUACGGUCCUUGUAAUUAAAAACAGAGAGAGAUUAGUCAACCUAGUCCUUCUCAAAAAAAUCAAUAAACCGUGGAUUUUUUUAUAAAAAAAAACAAAAAAAAAAUCAACGAUGUAUCUGUGAUAUGAAUUUUAAUACAUACUGGAAUUUUAACUAUUCAAUUACACAUUUCACUUGUUUAUACUUGAUUGAAGUUGUCAAAAACUAUAAUUGAGAUUGUAAUUCUAUGAUUGAAAGUAUGCGACAUCGUGGUCCUACUUCAGAGAUUUCAUCUAGUUUAUAUCUUGAUAAACAUUGUACUGAAACUACAAUAUUAUCAACUGAUUCAUCGAAAUCUGAUCAACAAUCAGGAAUAUAUUGUACAUCGAUAACAUCUAAAACAUCUGGAAUAUCACCUGUAUUAUCACGUUUACAUCCAUCGAAUGUAUCUAAUUGUUUUUCUCAAUCGAAUCGAGUUCAACGUCAUGAUUUUAAAUCAAAAUAUUCAAGUCAAUUAAAUAGUCUUAAUUCAUCUCAAGAGAUAAAUAAAUCUGGAAGAUAUAUAAAUCAUCGAAAAAUUCGUAAAAAGUCCAAAAGGGAAACAAGAUUUCAAAUGAAUGGAAAUAUGGAUCAAAAUUUUCAUUCUCUUAAAGUUACUAUUAGAAGAACAUAUAAAUCGAAUAAAAUGGAAAAUGGUAUUUGUGCAAUUGUAAAUACACCAGAUGGAAGUAUUAACCAUGAUAUUUCAUGUCAAUCAAUUAAUCAUACUGGUGAUAAUAACAGUUCAACAAAACAAUGUGAGACUCAGUUAUAUAAUGAAAAAUUAGAACAGGAUGUGUAUAAUCCAGAGCUUUUAUCAGCAUUCGAAAAACCUUGUCAUUUUGUUGAUUCCUCAACUUCUACAGUUGAUUGUGCUACUUUAACUGAACCAGACCUCCUUGGACCUUGUGAACCAGGUACAAAAGUUGUUGUAGAAGGUGUGGUAUGGUUAGAAGCUACAGGGAUGCUUGUUCUUAGUCUUCACUGGCGAGGACGAAACUACAUGGGUACUUUACUAGAUUCGUCAAAACAGACGUUUGCACCUACUUGCAUGGAUAAAGGUGUCGCCAGUGCAUUAAAUCUCUUACGUGGUCGAAAAUCUUGGUGUGAUCCACACAGAGGUUAUCAAGCUCGUGGCCUUCACUUUCACCAUCUGCGUCAUCAUCGUCGUGGUGGUGGCAGUACUAGUGGCGUAUCAAUGACUACUCGGUCAGCUUCAGCAGCAGCAGCCGCUGCAUCACAAGACUCAAGAGAGGGGAGUGUAGAUUCGAAAGACCAGUCUGUUGUUAAUGAUCCUUAUUCAGCUGAGUGUAUUGACCAACCUUAUGUACCUAUAGAGACAAGUUAUAGCAAGAAGUCUGGCAAUAUUGCAUCACACGAUAUUCCCCGACGUGGAGCUAAAGGACGUAGACGUCGUGGCGCUGGUCGAAGAUCAGUUCGUCCUAUUGGUGUAGUCUCUCCAUCUCUUGAAUGUUCUAUAAAUUUAUCUUUACCCGAAACUAAACAAACCCUCAACGAUGAUGCAGAUAACCAAGCAAACUUAUUGUCAGAUGUUUCAUCUUCAAAUUCUGAUUGUAAAUUACCACUCAGUUGUCCAUUCAAUGGCUGUGAAAAACGUUUUGCCGAUAUUCUUAGCAUGCGUUUUCAUUUCACAAUGGGACAUCAUAACAGUCAAACUAUAGAAAAGAAAAAUAUGAGAGAAUCUCUUGUUGAGCCUGUUGUUGAUCAGGUUAGAUGGAUAAAAAGUGAAGAUUUUGAUAAUAAUAAUAAUCUUGAAAUAUCUGUUUGUGAUAUCUCUGCUAAUUCAUCUCCUCCACCGAAACUAGCAAGAGCACAUUGUACCAAAGAUAGGAGUAGUGAUAGUAACGAAACAAGUUUAGUUUUAACAAAUGGUGAUGAUAUUGAUGAUAAUAUUGAUCCGCCGAAACUACAUCGUGUUGUAUCGAUAUCUGAUUCUUUUUCUAAUGCAAAUCAACUUAUUGAUCCAGGUGACUCAAACUCAUCGAAGUUUGAUAAUAUUCAUCAUACAACAGAUGUUCUCGACGAACCUCCUACUGCUAGUCCUGCAUAUUCUGAUAUCUCUGAUGAUGGUACUGUAUCAUCUACAACUAAUAAUUUCCCAGUUUUAAACAUAGGAAUGGCAGCAAUUGAUGUUCAGAACUCCAGAGAAACAAUAUUGAAUUCUUCAUCAAUUUUAUCAAAUCUUUCUAAUCAACCAUCCAUACCUCAAGGAUAUAUUGAUGUUUCCAGACGCUUAAAUCUAUCUCCACUUAUAUUAUCUUCAUGUUCUACCGUUACUGGAUCUAGUGAAUCGACUAAAUUAUAUUUUCCUGCUAAUUUGUUUUCUCCAACUCUAAAAGGUGUAAACAAUAUCUUCUAUCAAACUGCAUCUCCAACUGUUAAAUCCAUGGACAAACAGAGUACAGAAAAUGGAUUAAAACAGAACAGAAAUAAUAAUUCCCCAACAAAUUAUCCUUUUCAGAAAGAAUCACCUUCCAGAUCCCUGAUAACCAACAAUAACAAUCAUAAUAGUAGUUGUAGCAGUAAUCCAUCAGUAUUACAUGAUUUAUCAAGUUCUCAGUCAUCCUCUUCUAAUAGUGCUCCGUUAAUUCCACCAUCUAAUCAUGAUAAUUCCCGACAUCUGACAUUUCUCUCCGCUUCUCCUGGAUUAGUUAUGACUGAGCAAAAUUCACGUCCAUCAUCCACAGGAUCAUUCGUAUCCAAUCCUCUUACUUUUUGUGUUUCACGAAAUUCUCCGGUUCCACCACGACCCGGUUUAUCCGAUCAAGGAUUACUAUCAUCGCAUAAUAAUCACCAUCCAUUUUAUCAGCAUCAUCAACCUUCUGCACUAUCUAAAUCUUAUGAAUAAACCAAUAGACACAUGUAUCUGUGUAUUAUUCAGAUACAUAAAUGUAUAUUUCAAAAUUGUACAAAUGAAUGUGUACGAAGCGAUCGUGGCGCACAUGUGGUAGUAGUAUUGUUGAUAACUUGAUCUGAUCUGAUCCCAUGGAGAGAAUUAUUAGAGUUGUUAUUUCUCUAUUUGUAUCUAAUUUAUAUUUUAUUAUUCACCUUAUCCUCAUUACAUUUUUUUUAUUAUCCUAACAAGAAACAACUAUAUCCCCCAUCAUUCAUCAAUCAAUCAAUCAAUGAUAGCAAUAUUCUUCUCCUUCUAUUGAUCCAUCCUUCUCUUAUAUUCUUGUCUAUCCAUUGUUUUUCUGUCUCUGUAUGCGCUACAAAAAAAAAUUUAAGAAAUCAUGUAUUAUGCCUAGUGGUUGUUGUUAUCAUCACUACCACCACCACCACCACCACCAUCUUAUUGUCAUGUUCCUUCCACUUGUCCUUUCUCUUCUUGAGUCCUCUUUUUUUUGUUCUACUUCUCUUCUUUUCUCUUUCUCCUAUAUUCCAACUGACUACUGAUUAAUUAAUGCUCGCUUACCAAGGGUCUUUCACAUGAAAAUCCAAAUUAUUACUAUUCUUCUUAUUUGCUACUAUUUAGUCAAUUUUGUAAUUUCUCCAUUACACAAAAUACAAGAUAAACAUCUAUGGUUUAUUAUUAUUAUUAUUAUAUUUGACCUCUUCCUUGUUGUCAAGUAAAAAGUAAAAAAAAAACAGACCAGUAAUAAUGAUUUGUUCUAUUAAGGUAUCUCCAGUUGUGUUGAGUAGCUGUGAAACACAAGAAUAAGUUAUACCGUCUUGUGUAUUUUGUUGUCAAGUCAAGCAAGACUCUUCUCUACUAACGAUAACACUCUUUUUGAAGUUUCCAAUUUAGGGUAUGAUUUGUAUGAUUAAACAUUGUGUAGAAGAAGUACCUUGUUAUUUUUUUUAUUAGUAUGAUUAAAGUGCUUUCUCGUUGUUUUUUUUUUGUGGACGAAUGAAUGAAUGACUUUGUUUUUGUAUUCCAAUCUUAUUUUUCCCCUCUGUCCAGAAUGAUUUGGAUACUGAAACAAUAUUGAACUUUAAAGUGGUCACUAUGUUCUCCUUUUUUUUGGUACCAUGUUCCAAUUUUUUUUUCCGCUUGAUUUUUCUUUGAUUGCAAGAAGCAUUCGACGACGACAACAACAACAACAGCAACCUUCUUUUACAUGGCUCCAAGUUUUCUUUUUGACACCACCCUGUGUGUGUACACAUGUUUGUAUGUGAGGAAAAAGAGAGAGAGAUAGGGGGGGGGUUCCACUCAACCACAUACACAUACACAUGAUCAAGAUAGAUAAUUUAAAAAAUAUUCAUAUUAGUAGUAGUGAUCAGUUAUGUCUACUUAUUUUGAUUAUUAUUAUUACUAUUGUUACUACCGGAAUUGUUGUACUAUUGGUUUUUAUGUUUUGUAUGUUUAUGUUAAACACACUAGUUCGGUUUGUACAGAAAGAAAUAAAAAAACGUUCGUUAUUGUUUAUGAUGAUGGUCUCCAUUUGUUUGUCAUGAAAUUCAUAUAAUAAACUGCGUCAGGU